Cicer arietinum (chickpea) is the source of this 1493-nucleotide messenger RNA. Its product is annotated as auxin-induced protein 6B-like. The record is from RefSeq and is a predicted model, not a curated record. Gene Ontology annotation, biological process: response to auxin. NCBI's taxonomy places the organism in Eukaryota, Viridiplantae, Streptophyta, Magnoliopsida, Fabales, Fabaceae.
UGGUCCCCCCAAAAAAAGUACUAAUUAUGUCAGAUGAUUGGAUGAGAAAGAAAUAUUUGAAUUUUGAUGAUUUAGGAUGCAAAAGACUUGUGUUGCUUGAGAGCCCAAGGAAUAGUGUAUAUAUAGUUGCUAAGGGCCUUUGCAAACCAAUAAACGUAUUUUGAUGUGCUGUAAUAGGGCCUAAUGAGGGACAAGGGAUCACAUGGUAUUGUCUUAUAGAGGUCAUUUUCAAGGAUUAGGAAGUUAAAUGGGAUUACAUGCUCAUACCCCACUUUGUGAGAUAAUGGCCAACAAAUAACCUACUUGAAAUUUGAGAGUUGAGACAAUGCUUAAUGAAAGAAACCUGAUGUUUGAUCUUGCAUUUUGAUAUAGCUAAUCCAAUGGUAGACAUGCAUUGGACAUCUCACAUAUUUCUUUAGAUUUGUAAUGCAGCUUAUAUACAUCUGCCAACUAAUAUUAUCUGAAUUAUGUCCAAUUUUUAAACCUUGAGAAGGGCCUGAUUGAUAGAGUCCAGAAACAGUGUUAGGAGACAAGAAGAUAACUCAAUAUUGAUCCCAAGCCACUAUGAACCACAUUUUAUAUUUUGCAAGACCAAUUCCAUGAAUUUUCAAUUUUGCAUACCGAACUUUGCGGUCCAUGCCUUCCUAAAUAAGUAUUAAGGUAAAUUAAAUUUUCUCUUGCAUGGAUAAUUCUGUUUUUUGGUGGUGUGAUAUGUUGGAUUUCUUUUACAGAAGGUGGGACUUGUAUUAACUAUUAUGACAUUUGAUAUUUGACAAAGACCUCUAAGACAUUACCAUGUGAACUUAUAUAUGCUCUUGUCUCCCUGUAGAUCCUAUGACCCCAUCUCAAUCCUGUACUAUAAUACACCCCUCCUACAGCAACCAUUCAAGUAGCCAAUGGUUUUUCAAUUUUCAUUUAUCUAUAUAUAUUCGUGGCUGCAAGCAUUUAGAACCAACACAAAUCAUUCACAUCCUAAAGCAUUCCAAUUUCAAAAACUUGCUUCUUGCUUACAAGUCUUUCUUAAAAAAUAAUUUCUUCUCAAGUUUUAACACAAAAAAUGGGUUUUCGUUUACCUGGUAUCAUUAGAAAGGCAUCAUCUACUCCCAACAGAGCAGCUUCAAAAGCUGUGGAUGUGCCAAAGGGAUAUCUUGCAGUAUAUGUUGGAGAGGAACAAAAGCGGUAUGUGAUCCCUGUAUCAUACUUGAACCAACAAUUGUUUCAAGACUUGCUGAGUCAAGCUGAGGAAGAAUUUGGAUAUGAUCAUCCCACAGGUGGUCUCACCAUUCCUUGCACUGAAGAUGUCUUUCAACAUAUAACUUCUCGCUUGAAUGAGCUAUGAAUCUGACACCAAAAGGGACUGACAUAAUUUAGUAUAGAUAUUUUUGUAAUCUAGGCAUCUUAUCAAAUUGUAAAGAUGGUAAAAAAUGACCAUUAGAUUGAAAUUUUUGUAGAGUAUAUAUAUAUUUUUAAUGACAAUGAAUUCGUCUACUCAA